This is a messenger RNA of Metarhizium brunneum ARSEF 3297, 1452 nucleotides long. The record is from RefSeq and is a predicted model, not a curated record. NCBI's taxonomy places the organism in Eukaryota, Fungi, Ascomycota, Sordariomycetes, Hypocreales, Clavicipitaceae.
AUGGCAAGCCGCAUGCCCCAGCUACCAACCCUCGAAACCGAUGAGCUUUCCCCGGUCGCCGAUGAGCGCCCAGAAACGCCCCGGUUGCUGUUUGUUAUGCAUCCUAUAAACGGGUGGGACUAUGUAGAGAGCCUUGCGCAGCGCGUAUACUUUCCCGUCGAGCCCAUAUCAACCGGAGAGCUCACAGUCUUCUACGGCAUACUGUACAACGGGAUCCGGGAGAUUCUAGAACAAGACCAAACCUCGCAUAUCCCGACACCGCAAUUCAAACACUACCAGGACGUCUGUUACAAGGCCUUCAGAGCGGGUGUGCAAGCGCACGAGUUGUAUGCCGUGCCCAACUACGCCAACAUACUUGCCCUCGCCAUUGCGAUUCUUGAUGUUCAGUUUCAGGGGAACCUGGAAGCACAGUGGCAUCUCACCUCUGCUGCCGCCAGACAUUGUCUUACCCUUGGGUACCACAGAGAGUCAACCAUGCAGCAUUUGCCGCCAGAAGAAGCAAAAUCGUGCCGCCGUUUAUUCUGGCACGUUUACCAGUCGAGCCAGAGCAUGGUCUUGCCUCUGGGCAAGGCGCCCCUGAUUCAUGAAUACGACGUGGACCUCCAACUCCCAGCGCCAGAUCACGACCCUUCACUAGCUCCUUGGAACAUGGCCCUCAACUUGUUCACCAAGUUCUUUACUCUGCAGGCAAACGUAUACAAAAACUUGUAUUCGCCCUUUGCAGCCAGUCUCCCCCCCGAAUCAAGGCUCGCCAGUGUUGAGGAGUUAUCCACGACCCUCAGAGAAUGGUACCGCACGUGGAGUGCACUUGACUACUCCCGGGCGCAGCACAGCAAGGUCUUUCACGUCUUGUUUUUGCCAACAAAGGUUGCUUACUACUCACUCCUGGCACUCAUCUACAGGGCGUCCACAACGUCGAGCUCCAUCGAAGACGUCUCCGAAGAAUGCUUCACGGCUGCCAGGGAAGGGCUGGAAGCCCAUUUGUCGCUGUAUCCUCCAAUGUCAGCCAUGGGAGCAGGGGCUCUGCAGCUGUACGCUGUUUGGGUAUUUACUCGCUCGACCUUUACGCCAUACAUCAUCACCUUUGUACACUGCAUCUCCCACGCCGACAGGGAUGAUCUGGAAACGCUCCGCAAGGUGGCCGAUACUCUUGACGAGAUUGCAGCGGCGACAAACUCGUGCGAACGACAAGUGGGUGUCUGCAGGGCCCUGCACCGCACAGCGCAGGCCUUUAUCGACUCUAACCAAACGCGACCCCGGCAGGAUCAAAUGACUCCAUGUCACGACGGCGUUGUCCACCUGCCCCUGCAGAAUUACAACCAAGAACCGUUUGACUGGGACCUGCUGCAAUCCAACAUGAACGAUUGGGUGGUGGAGGGCAUGAUGACGGCGGCUGUCAACUUGGGAAGUGAUUUGAAUGCAAACGGGCCGCAUUACAGCGAGCACCAGUGA